GGUCACUCGGCCACCACUCUCUGGAAGUCAGGACUCUUGGGGGACAGGCGUUCUUUGCUUUGACUGGCGGCUUUCAAGGCUUCGUGCCAUUAGAGACAGAGAUGCUUCUUGCCCUGUCCUGUCCUCGACCUCGGACUCGACCACCAAACACUCUUUCGGUUUUUGCUCCCUCUCCUUGACCUGAAUGUCCUUUCUUUUCCUCGACCGGGCGGACGCAAAGAGGCGAGGUCGACUGUCGUUGAUGGCCAAGGCGGCGGCAGGGCUUCGUGGUGGUGUUGGGAUGAUGCGGUGAUUCAGGGCGGGAACGGGUUUGUCGCUUUCGCUUUAGCUGGGCAGCUCGAAACACUUCACACGCUCGCUCUCGAUGUCAAUUGCGUCACUGGGAACAUGGCCGGGUAUUGCGGUCUUCUGAAGGGCGGCGGAGGGAGAGGAGCACGGAUGACACUAGGAGAGAGAAGGAUUAUCCUGGGCGGGCAGCUGUGUGGGCAUGGUCGACGGUGGAGGUAUCUACGGCUGCUAACAACGAAAGCCUGCUGCUGGCGCAACUGCUCCAUCGCUUUUGGCGUCGCUAAGGGCGGGGCCAUCCUAGUUCCAGCCAAAAGGCUCGGCUCGAAGAGGCAUUCCCGUCAUUGGCCGUGCACCAACACUGACCUCGACCCGCCAACAUGUGGGACAUCUUCAACCCUGUGGACGCUGGACAUGCAACAUGCCUUCGUUGUCCCCCUGCGACCUUUUACCUGCUGCUUGUGCAGCCAGGCACACAUGUCUCGUGAAGCAGACCAUCAUGUCUUGACGCUGCAAUCCGGCUUACGGGCUCCUUCUGCAACGGUCUCAUGGCUUAGGAAUGGAAUCAAACUCUUACUCAAACCACAUCGCACGUUGAGCCAUGUCGGUCUUUACCUGCAUAGCCAGCACCUAAUACUUGCCAACACGUCUCCCCGUCUCUUUCGUUCGCUUCACCCAUGACAACCUUCUCGGUUGUUGAACGAAUUCGGAAGCUGUUGUGCCCACCGUUGGUGAACUGAAUCCGCCAAACUCUGCCCCAUCUAAAUCUUUUACCCUUGUGAUUGUUACCCGACAGUGGCCCUGGAUCUUCGUCGACAACACGGCUAUGACUUCCCGUUCCACAUAACCUGGGUGUAGGUGUAUAAGGU
Aureobasidium subglaciale EXF-2481 is the source of this 1154-nucleotide messenger RNA. RefSeq lists its product as uncharacterized. The transcript has a single exon. The coding region runs from base 388 to 966 and encodes 192 amino acids. NCBI's taxonomy places the organism in Eukaryota, Fungi, Ascomycota, Dothideomycetes, Dothideales, Saccotheciaceae. The record is from RefSeq and is a predicted model, not a curated record.